Messenger RNA from Nematocida homosporus, 1995 nucleotides. RefSeq lists its product as uncharacterized. The coding region runs from base 1 to 1995 and encodes 664 amino acids. The transcript has a single exon. NCBI's taxonomy places the organism in Eukaryota, Fungi, Microsporidia. The record is from RefSeq and is a predicted model, not a curated record.
AUGCAAGAACAAAAGAGAAGAAACAACAUCCAAUUGAUUAGCUUACUGAUUAGCUUAUGUUUGUUUGUCUUAAACCAGCAAGAAGUAGUUGCAAGCAGUGGCUACGCGGAAAUAGGAGCAGCAACAAGUGGAUAUGCGAAAAUAGAAGAUGCAAGCGAUGACUACGCGAAAAUAGGAGAUGAAAGCGGGGACUACACGGAAAUAGGAGAUGCAACAAAUAGACCCACGCAAAUUGCAACAAAUAGACCCACGCAAACUGCAACAGAUGAAUACGCGCAAAUAGUACGAAAACCGCCGACAUUGGAAGACUUGGCAGAGCUUCACUUUUUGUGGGCCGAGCGGGCUUUAGAAGGCUAUAAGAGGGGUGGAGUUAGCCAGUCCAGUGCAUAUGCGGCGUCGGCAGGCCAGUAUUUAACGUCUGGUUUUUAUAACGACUUAGGAUUUCAGCCAGAAGAUCUAGAUCGAGUUAAGGAGGUGGCUAGGCGGAUUCAGAUUUUAUUCCAAACUGAUGGUCUUAGUCAACAAAGAGCGAUUAGAUUAGUUACUGUUGAUGUUGUACCAGACAUUAUGAGGCUAUACAAUAUAUUAAGUAAGCACCCCGAGACUGGACAAGUAAGCAUUCAUCCGGAACAUAAGGUCUUUAUUGAAAAUCUCGCGCAGGCUCUCUACAUGGCAGCUACUUCGGAAAACCUUGAUGAGUUGGAAAUGGCCGGGUUAGAACUAGAAACGCGAGGGAUAUUAACAAAGCUCUUUCUAACUGAUGACAAAGUACUUGAACGGAUACGCAAACCCACCAUUGUUCACAGCAUCGAAGAUCUUACAGUUGUGCGCAAAUGUCCAUUGAUUGAUUACAUUCACCCCAUUAACACAUUGCUCUACCAACACGGCCUCAGUUGUAUAUAUGAGGCCGACAAAAAGACAUUCGUUAUAGUUAAGCACGCCUCUGCUAAGGAGGAGAGCUAUACCAUCUCGAAUAUUGUCGCAGAUGGAAAUUGUGUUUUUGAAACGGCCGCUCGCUUAAGACACGCCCCUAGUGGGCCAUACAUUCUAAUGUGCAGUGAGGCAAACAAUGAGAUCCUAAUGGAGUUAAUGGGGGGGAACCAAUUAUUUCCUAAUGGCUGCAUAACGUUUCGGCGCCAUCCCAAUACAACUAUAGAGACAAUCAAGGACUAUCGCGAGUUUAAGGACCAGGAACGAAAGGCAAUGGAGAGAAAGGAAGCUCACAAUUCCAUCCGAUCGGGAUUCCUUGGCAUGUUUGUGUUGAGUCUCGUAGAAUGUCAGUCUCUAGCUGUUAUAUUUGCCCACUGCUUUGCAACACCCGCCUUACUAGUAAAUCUAGUCCCCAUCAGCAUAGUAGUGUGCGGAUUAGUAACCUCGCUUAUACUUAUCUUCUUCAUCAAGCCUUCUAUUCUUAAGCCACUAUCAACUCAAACCUGGCAAUACUGUCUCUAUGGACUAAUACUAACAUCGGCAUUAGCCGGUCUACUGAUAAUUUUUGGAGUCAACGUGGCUGCCCAGUGUAUGGCCGAAAAGAUAGCAUGGAGCGAUGCCAUUAUAACUCUAACGUACCAAGCAGUGACAAUAAUCACAGCUAUUGGGUGCAUUAUCUGUCGGGCCGUGCUUAACAAACGCGCAUCAAACAUAUCGCGCCAUUCUUCCUGGCCACUUUAUACUCUAUCGGUUUUACUGGCUGCUGUUGUGCCACUUUUGGUUGUUCUUGGCUUUACAGAGCAAGCGCGUCUGCUUCUGAACUCACACAUUCUAAUCGUAUCGGCCAUUCUGUUUAGUAUUGGUGCUCUUAUGUACGGUUUCGGGUGCUGGUUUGACAAGAAUCCUAAACUACAUCUAAGCCGACGAAUCAAGAUGUUCAGACUAGUAUGUGUAUUCGUGAUAGUAGGACUUACAAUUGGUCUUGCGGUCUGGACAGCCAAUAGUUCCAACUUGUUAGCAACAGGCAUUGCCGGAGCCCCAACCAACCACCCAAUCGGCUCUUAA